AUGUCGACUCUCGCAGCUGCCAGGGCAGAUAACUUUUACUAUCCCCCGGAAUGGACUCCAGAUCAAGGCUCCUUGAACAAGUUUCAAGGACAGCAUCCUCUGAGAGAGAGGGCCAAAAAAAUAGGCGAGGGAAUUUUGAUCAUAAGGUUCGAGAUGCCCUACAAUAUAUGGUGUGGUGGUUGCAAUUCUAUGAUCGCCAAGGGUGUUCGAUUCAAUGCAGAAAAGAAGCAAGUUGGGAACUAUUACUCUACAAAGAUAUGGAGUUUUGCAAUGAAAGCACCAUGCUGCAAACAUGAGAUAGUCAUCCAGACAGAUCCUCAGAACUGCGAGUACGUAAUUACUAGUGGUGCCCAGAAGAAGGUUGAGGAAUAUGAAGCAGAAGAUGCCGAAACCAUGGAGUUCGCUCCUGAGGAAGAGAAGGGCAAGCUUGCAGACCCGUUUUACCGUCUAGAGCACCAGGAAGUUGAUCUGCAGAAGAAGAAAGCAGCGGAACCGCUUUUGGUCCGUCUCCAGCGAGUCUCGGAUGCAAGACACGCAGAUGACUACUCCCUAAACAAAGCUCUACGUGCACAAAUAAGGGGACACAGGAAACGUGUAGCUGAAGAAGAGGCUACUUCAAGGAAGCUAGGCUUGGGGAUAAGACUUCUUCCAAAGAGCGAAGAAGAUACUGCAGCUGCGUCAAACGUCAAGUUCAAGUCCAAGUUUGAAAAGAACCGAAAGGAUAAACGAGCGCUGAUCCAUGCAUCUUCCAUCUUCCCCGAGUCAUCUUACUCCAUGUCAUCAUCGAGCAAGAAAAGAUUGGAGCUAGAAGCAAAGAGAAGGAAGAUUAGCGCAGCUUCAGCGUCGAGUCUGUUGAGAGGAGGAUUCAAAGCUUCAGCAUUGUCUAAAACCCCAUCAUCAUCAGCAACCAAGUUCAAGACUUCAUCAGUUGCUGUAAGGAAGCGGUAG
This is a messenger RNA of Microthlaspi erraticum, 948 nucleotides long. The record is from the annotation of a GenBank genome assembly. NCBI's taxonomy places the organism in Eukaryota, Viridiplantae, Streptophyta, Magnoliopsida, Brassicales, Brassicaceae.